Messenger RNA from Aspergillus glaucus CBS 516.65, 6086 nucleotides. Its product is annotated as putative SNF2 family helicase/ATPase. Gene Ontology annotation, molecular function: protein binding; ATP hydrolysis activity; ATP binding. The transcript is spliced from 2 exons. Bases 275 to 5677 code for a protein of 1800 amino acids. Gene Ontology annotation, cellular component: nucleus. NCBI's taxonomy places the organism in Eukaryota, Fungi, Ascomycota, Eurotiomycetes, Eurotiales, Aspergillaceae. The record is from RefSeq and is a predicted model, not a curated record.
CGUCAUGCCACCGUCUGGUCUUUUAGUGAGGUAGCAUCGCUAGCUCGCUCCUUCCCUUUUUAUCUUUUUUCUUCGUUCUGUCUUAAUUCCUGGUGUUUUAUUUUCAUAAUUGUUGCUCCGGUGAUACCCCUCGGCGUUUAUGUUCUUACUUGACGACAUCUCUAAUUUCCCAUUUACUUCUCGAUCUAUGGUCUUUUCGGUUUUUUAAUGCGGAUUUGAGACUUCGAUGUGCUUGUUCCUUGGAAUAACAUCAUAAUCCUGAUUUACUAGAAAAAUGGCAACCGACGACGGAGAUCCGCUCGACUGGACGCUCGAUGAGGUAGUCGAAUUCCUCUGCCAUAACCCCCAGACGCCAUGGUCCAACUCAGUCGUGAGGAUUCACCCGGACCCCAUCGCAUUCGAAGCCGCGCUGCGAGACAAUUUCAUCACGGGAGAAGUCCUCUUGCAUGACAUUGAUCUGAAAGUCUUACAUGAGGACUUGGGAAUGAAAGCUUUUGGACACAGAUCGUCGGUUAUCAGGGCAAUACAAUAUCUUCGGAAAAGAUCUUUCAAGUAUCAGAGUACCCAGGAGAAAUCAAAGCUUCGGUCUGAAGAUAGCCGCGAUGUCUCCCCGGCCGCCUCUUACUUGGAUCAAAUGUCUAUUUCUUAUGUUGGGACUCCUCAACGCGAGUUUCCUCCAAACCCCCGCAUGAUGACACCUCCAGUUUCUGGACUCGGUGCUUUGAGAGGAAAACAAGCGGAGCAUCCCCUUCCUUCACGCAGAGAAAGCUUUGGGAAUAGAAAACGCAAUGAACUUGCAACUGACGGUGACAGUGAGGGUCGCGCUCAAGAGUCUGCCGUCGUCGAUGGCGAAGGCCGUAAGCGACGGAGGAUACAACCCUUGCUGCAAGGCCAGGAAAUCACCCGGAAGAAUGAUAGCUCCAAGUUUGAAGAUGGACGGGAGGACAAAGAGUGGUAUAUGGGCCCACACAAGGUCCAAUCUUCUCAGCUGUUUUAUCCGUUCAGCUCUGAGGAUAAUGAUCAAACCUUUGUCAUGCUUGGCCCAAAGUUCCCUACAGCUCAGCGUCUUUUCGUGAGCAAGUCCCUUAACUAUUUUCACAAGCAGCAUCCCAUUAAAUUACCUUGUGAAAAAGGAAAGGAACAAUGGGCCGUCAUACCCUAUAGAGCGCGGGACGAAGAGACGCGGAGAUAUUUCACGUUGUAUACUUCAAGAAAUGGCAAAGUCACUGUUAGCCAGGAGAACGCGGACAAAUGGUCGUUGCUUCGUAAAUCACAGGAUCCAGCAGAGGACCUGAGCCCAUCUGAUCCGUUUGCUUAUCUCCUUCAGAAGUACCCCGUUGAAAAAGAUGUUCCAGACGAGGCUUGCCCGGUAUACGGUGAGUCUGGCUCUGAAGGCGAGUACGAUGAGGACACAUGGCAAGAGAUAGAUGAUGAGCAACGAGAUACUGAGCGCGGGAAACCAACCAAAUUAUCUCCUUCAGAAGUUGAAACUGCUAUCAAGGAGUGUGUCGCAGAAUAUGAAAACAAAUGGCACGAAAUCAAGAAGCCGAAGGAAGAACAGGGAGCACACAGCCUAUGGGUAAGAGCAAGACGCUCAAGGAGUGCUAACCAGCAAAUCAAAUUCCUCACAAAAGAAAUUGAACUCCAGGAACGACGCCUCAAAAAGGUGCAAGAAACCAUUCGUGGAAAUGAGUACUAUGCAAUGUCGGAGCUCAAACUUCUUUGUCAGAGCAUGGAGCACUCGGUGUUCAAUAUCACCAAGCAGAGAUGGCGCAUAUCGGUGUUGGAGCAAGAUAAAUGUCCUCCAAAGGUCGAGUCUGCCCAGGAGCAGCGACCAAAACCCAAACCCAAACCCCGGGUUGAUGACGAGGAAUCCUUAAGUUCUGAGGAUUCCGACGUCGAUCAUGACGAGCCUCUGGAUGACUUCAUGGACGACUCUGAAAUGCAAGAUGUCCAAGGCGAGGAUUUUGAUCGCACCGACACCGAUAUGCAAGAUCUCGAAGACGAAAGGCCUGGUCGCAGUCCCUUCAGGACUCAAUCGCCUGUCAGGCUGUCGUCGAACAGCAGUGAUGACGAUAUCAUAAGUCUUUCUGGGAAGAAAUGGAAAUCAAAGGCCCGGAAACGCAACCCCUUGAGCAUCCGUUCUUCUUCGUCGCCAGAUGUUCCUGUCAGAGAACAAAGGCCAGAGCCAAAAACAGAUCUCAUUGAUCUCACAAUGGACACCCCUUCCCCUCCUGCCAAUGAUUUAACCAUCGAGACUCCUCCUUUGAAUCCCGUGGUGCCUAACAAGUCGCAACCUAGCUCAGCCAAUGUAGCUCUCAAGUCAGAAAGGAGUUCAAUAUCCCCCGGCCCGACGCUUUCUCAACGAAUAUCCGUUGAGAUACCGACAUUCAAACAUCCGCCCACGAAGGCUGCAAAUAAUGAGUUACCUGAUGUCAACGAUUUUGCAGCACUGGCCAAAUUAAGCUGGACGAGAAUCGAAGAGCGCUCGGAUCGAGGAAGACUCUUGGCCAAGUUGAUCGGAGGCUUACCUGACGAAGAACGGGCGACCAUGGCUGAUUAUAUUCCGACUUACGGGGUGAAGCGUCUUAAGCAUCAUAUCCGCGACGCUUUGAAUGUAUUGACCAAAAGUGAGAAGGAAAUACCUGGUUUCUCACUGUUCAAGAAUCAGCUUGUCAUGCGGACGGCAUCCCUUUACAUCUCUUAUGUCAAUUGCGUUCAUCUUUCCCAGGAAGGGAUCUCAAGACAUCAAAUUGUUGAAGCGCAAACGAGCUUGAGCGGGUUCACUUCUUUCUUCGAGGUUCUUUGCAAGCAUCUAGCGGCAUAUUACGACUGGAAGCAAAACGAGGAGACCCCGAAAAACAACUCGCCGCAUAAGAAGCGCAAGAAGGAGGUCAAGGAAAGCCAACACACCAAACUGAACCAAGAGAGUGCGCAAGAGCGUGUUCAGAACCAAGAGAACCAGAGAGAGAAACUCCAGAAGACUUGGGAAAACAUGGGUAUCAGCAACGACGAUCCCAGACAUCAAGUUGUCAGCUUCGGAGAUCCGGCCAUCUACCUACCUUCGCAUAUCGGUACCCGUGUCAAGCCCCACCAACUGAGAGGUGUGCAGUUCAUGUGGCGAGAAUUGAUCGAAGACAAGAAUCAACAAGGAUGUCUGCUUGCCCAUACCAUGGGUCUGGGCAAGACUAUGCAAGUAAUCUCGCUCCUUUCGACAAUUGCCGCCGCAACAGCUUCAGAUGACGUACGCAUCCGCAAGCAAGUCCCUGAACAUCUUCAUCGGUCCCAAACACUAAUCCUCUGUCCCUCGUCAUUAAUUGACAACUGGUUUGAAGAGUUCCUGAUGUGGAUGCCGAUGAACCCCAAUCUUUUGGGGCCUCUGAGAAAGAUAACGGCUACGCUAAAGCUCGGGAAACGGUUAGAAAAAGUUGAGGAUUGGAAUAGUGAAGGCGGGAUUUUAAUGAUAUCGUAUGACAUAUUCCGAACCUGGAUUUUAAACAAGGAAACGAAGGCAAGAGGCAGGCCAUUCCAAGACCAAGAAAGUGAUCAAGAUGUUGUGCAAGGACAAGCCAAGGGCUGGAAGUGUUUGUCGGAUGAGCAACAUAAACGGGUCAAGAAAUGGCUACUUGACGGGCCUAGUAUCAUUGUAGCCGAUGAGGCGCACAAGAUGAAGAAUGCCAACACUGGGAUUGCCCAAGCGGCAGUCCAAUUCCGCUCUAAGAGCCGAAUUGCAUUGACUGGGUCUCCUCUUGCGAACAACUUGACCGAUUACUACACAAUGGUCAGCUGGAUUGCAGAAGGUUAUCUUGGGGAGUAUAAGGAAUUCAACGCCAAUUACGUAGAACCCAUUGAAGAAGGACUUUACGCCGACAGCACAUAUUCCGAGAGAAGGAAGUCGCUUGUGAAGCUCCAGGUUCUUAAAGAAAUUCUUGAACCCAAGGUCAACCGUGCUGAUAUCUCUGCGCUCGCCGGAGACCUCCCGCCAAAGGUGGAGUUCGUCAUUACAAUUCCCCUGACCAAGCUCCAGAAGGAGGCAUACAACUUAUAUGUGAAUGCGGUAUAUGGCGAGGUUGGAGACGUAGGCAAUCCGAAGCUGUGGUCUUGGCUGGCGAUUCUGGGCCUCUGCUGCAACCACCCCAAAUGCUUCUGGGAUAAGCUUAACAAUCCUACCAACGAGGCGCCAAAACAAGGACAGGAUGCUUUGCCUGGGGAGGAGUCAAUCGACCAAGCGGGUCUACCGGAUUCAGCCAGCUUGGUCUCCCGACAAAAGCCUCUUUUUACCGCCGUUCCUGAUCUUAAGGAUCUGGACCUCUCAUACCGGACGCUGAUGUUGAACAAGAUCAUUGCAGAGUCUGUGAAGACUGGAGAUAAGGUUCUAAUCUUUUCUCAUAGCCUUCCGACACUGGAUUACAUCGAAGAUGUUCUUAAGCGCUCAAAUCGGAAAUACUGUCGCUUGGAUGGACGGACGUCGAUGGGCAAUCGGCAAACUGCUACCAAAGCAUUCAACAAACCGGGAGCUGAGCAAAUAUACAUUAUAUCUACUCGUGCUGGUGGCUUGGGUCUGAACAUCCCUGGCGCCAAUCGCGUGAUCAUUUUCGACUUCCAGUUCAACCCAGUCUGGGAAGAACAGGCGGUGGGACGUGUUUACCGUUUAGGUCAACAAAAGCCUGUGUUUGUCUACAGGUUCAUUUCCGGUGGCACCUUCGAAGAGAAAAUCUUCGGGAAAGCAAUCUUCAAGAGCCACCUGGCUAAUCGCGUGGUCGACAAGAAGAACCCGGUCCGCUGGGCAAACAAAUCCGUAGGGGAAUAUCUUAAACCAGCGGGUUCCGUUCCUCAGAAGGAUCUCAUCGAAUUCAUGGGCAAGGACCCCCUUGUCCUCGACAAGAUUAUCGAGAGCGACAACGGGCCUGAGAGGAUCAUUCGAAAGAUCACUCUUACGGAAACCUUACAAAGAGAAGACAACGACAAUCUCACCGAGGAAGAGAAGCAAGGUGUUCAGAUGCAUCUGAGCGAUGAACGUCUUCGACGCACAGAUCCCCGUGCAUAUCAAGCCUUGAUGGUCCAAAGAGAAUCAGAACGGCAGGCAGAACAAGCAGCGCUAUUGGCGGCCAGAGCUCAGGUUCAACCGAACCAACCGAACCAAUAUUACUUGGAUCAGAAGGGGACCGCACACUCGAGCCUUCCGCAUCAUCCUCAUCCGCCGCCGCUAUCGCACAAUGUUGGCCCGCGUCCUCUGCCGCCGGACACGAGCAUCUCUCGACCAGCCCCGAACCCUCCUGCAAAUAACAGCAGUCGUCCUUUCCCUACACCGUCAUCGCAUGCGCAUUCCCCAACUUCUGGCAAUACUACAACUUCAACUACAGGGUCUACUCCGCAACAACGCCCACCGCCGCCAUCGAAACCCUCUGUCAAUACUCCCUCGGUAACUGCACCCGCUCCUCCUCAACACCCGCCGCCAUCGAACACUGACACGUCUCAAGGUCUGGAUCCAGCAUCGGCUGCAUCAAAUCAAUCUGGAAAGAACGAUGAUGCAGCGAGCACCGGCAGUCGUGCAAUGUCAAUUGACGGCGCCGACUCCGGGGAUGAGCAGAUUUUCGAAAGCCCACCGGAAGGGCCUGCGGUUGAUAACAAUGCAAGACCGACCAAAGCAAAGAAGACCAAUUGCAACACCCAAUGAACUCUUUUCUUUCAUUCUUACGGGCGAGAUCCUAUUUUCUUCUCUUUUCUUCUUUUCUUGUGUGAAUAGGUCUAUACUUUUUGUCCAAAUACUUACCCCUUUUUCUUUUCACGCUGCAAAUACCACUCUGCAGAUAUGUUUGUUUCGCGAAUAUCCUGUUUUAUGGGUAUUCAUAUAGCGUUUGAAUGGUAUCCAACAGCGAUCAUCUCAAUCCGUACAGGACAGUAUCCUAAUAGCAAAAAGAAAGAAAAGAAUUGAGGGAAAACAAAAAAAAAAUCUCCCCGACUGGGAAUCGAACCCAGGUCUCCCGCGCUUGCAGUUGUUAAGCUGACAAGCGGAAAUCAUGACCACUAGACCAUCGAGGACUUGUUGACUUAUGUUAGUCCUAGUAGGUAUCAGGAACUUACAG